AUGCGAGCGGUACUGCCGGGCAGACCCCCAGCCAAGCUCCAGUCGUUAAGCACGGCGCUUUGGAAUGGUAUUCGUGUGGUUGCAUACAUCUCCGGCCAUGCGCUAGUCAUUCUCGGCGGCCCGCAGACGCUCCUCCAAACAAUAUACGUGGACGAUACCGAAAACCUUGAAGCUGUGGUAAUAGACGAAUCAUCUGGGAAGAUUGCUGUUUGUGGUGGCCCCGAUGUGUUCGUGUACCAGCCAUACGGUAUCAAGGGUGAAACACUGAAGUGGUCCCUGCUUAAUACGUUUCGCGCCUCCGAUGACGAUGAACCAAUCUAUACGCUAUCAUGGGGUUCCGCGAAUGAGCUCUUGGUGGGCAAUUCCCGACUUGGUCUUUGGUUCAUGAAUGAUGAGCCGCGCCUAGUAUGGAAACGAAAGCUUGCGACGCCGGUCAAAUUCGCACAAUUUUCCCCAGACUCAGCUUUGAUUGUUACAGUGGGACGGUAUGACCGGCUGGCCAAAGUCUGGCGACGACUCGCCUUUGGCGAAGACGAGGUCCGAUUCGAAGUCUCGUAUCUGCCCCAUCCGAACAUUGUCACUGGUAUACACUGGCGACUUCCUCGGCAUCCCGAGCAAUCUAUCGAUAAUGUCCUUUAUACAUUUUGCGCAGACAAUAUGAUUCGAGUAUGGGCUGUGACCGAUCACCAGGCGCUUUCCGCGUUACAGCUCUGGGCAGAGAUUGACAUGGGAGAGUCGGUUCAGCCCAGAGAUGCAUCAGACCAGCAUCACGGUCCGCAGCGGCGGUACGGCUUCAUUCUAGAUGGGCGUGAUUUCUGCGUUGCCACGGAGCGUGCCAUACAGCGAACCAGUGGUAACGAGGCGAACCAUGCGCUAGAGCACAUAAUCGAGGUCGCAAGCAAGGCUCCAGAGAUCUGCGUUGUCAGCGAUGGCCAGGGGCACAUGUCUGCCUGGGCAUUGGAAGAUGUUGGCUCUAAAAAGAAGACCAAACUGAGUGUCUUCAAUAUUCUGCAUGUGGAAGGCUUGGACUUCGGGUUUGCAUUUGACCGAUCACCACAUGAGGACUAUGCACAGAUUCGCGCGUUCCAGAGUACACCGUCUGCUGACAAGUUGAGUGUCCUGGUCCAUCACUUCGAUGGCCGAAUAGAGUGGUACGAUUCUCAUGUCGACGUUCUCUUUGAUCCGGCACCACGUACGAAACGAAUUACCCAACGAGCGUCUUGGUCUGGCCAUACUGCCCCCGUGAAAAAGAUUGUUCGCAAUGCGACUGGCGAUACGUUGGUUUCGCGUACCAAUGAGAAUAAAGCCACUGUGUGGAAACAGCGGCGCCGAAAUGGUGGUUCAAUAGCACACAAAAGCGUCCUGCUUUCUGAUGAACAUAUUCACCGGACCUGUGUGAUUGAAGAUUCUGAUCUCCUUGUGAAUCUCCACCACAACGGAAUUUCCCUUUGGGACUUCAGCGUAAAUCAUGCUAAGAAACUGGCUUUUCUGCCAUUCAGUGUGCCUACAAAACCACUGUGUGUCCUACCAAUUCCCAGCACCGAAGCGAUUCCAGGCGUUGCCUACGUGGCAACCAUAUGGGCAGAUAUGCGCGGUAUAGUGUGGGAGGUGCGGAUGCCCGGUCUGGAAGCUGGAAACACAAGCUCCGAAACCAUCGAACGCCACUCACUACGAGAAUUCUGUACCUUUGAGAUGGGCUUGGAUGAAGACGUCGCAUACAUUCUUCCCGUAGAUCCAGCUGGCCUGAAGGCCGAGACGUCAACAUUCUUCGAUUCAUUUUCUACCGACAUCGCACUCUCGUACACCUACAGUGGAGUCGUGCGGACAUGGACAGCCCGGGUCGACCCAACAAAUGUUAAGAUUGACUGGCUACUCCAAUCGACCGUGGAUACAGGGAUCACAAAUCCGGGGCUAGCAAGUGGGAGCUCUAUUCGUAAGGCAGCCUUGGUCGACGAAGACAAAACCCACCUUACGAUUUGGGAUACCAACAAUGCUCAAUUGGAGUUUGAGGAACAUUUCGCUUCACAUGAUGUUAUUCGGGACCUUGACUGGACUUCCACACCGGACAAGCAGUCGAUUCUAGCAGUGGGAUUCCCCCACAAGGUGGUCUUGUUGUCGCAGCUUCGCUAUGACUACCUAGAUUCUCGACCGUCGUGGACGCAAGUUCGGGAGAUAUGGAUUCGAGAUCUCACACCCCAUCCCAUAGGGGACUCCUGCUGGCUUAACAACGGCCAUUUGGUCAUCGGGGCUGGAAACCAAUUAUUCGUUUAUGACAAGGAUAUAGAUGUUGGAGAUCGGCUGGUUUCUGAGCUCCGGAUGCCCUCACGAGGACUUUCUUCGGUCGAUCUUUUCGAUAUUGUCAGUCGGCUCAACGGUCCAUUACCCGUCUUCCAUCCACAAUACAUAGCACAGUGUAUCCUUUCCGGAAAGACCAGCCUGGUGCACUCGAUCUUGUUGAACUUACACAAGAAGCUGAAGUUUUACAUCGAGGGCGAUGAACUGGACGGCUUUCUGGAGAUGCCUGUUGAAUGCUUCUAUGAAGAAGAUGCUUCACAACAAUUGAGUUCAAAGGAGCUGCACUCUUCCUAUCUUGAUUCUACAGAAGAGGAGUAUUCUUCUGUCAUAGACGAGAAGACCGCCUCUGCGCUCAAUGAAUGUUUGGCAAAGAUUGCCUUGCCUCAAUUGUCAAGCCAUGAGCAAUUCCGCUUAGCCGAUACUAUUGAAUGUGUCGCUAUGGUGGAGAAGCACCGACGGUCGAUGGAUGAUAAUGCAGCACGCUAUCUUUUGUUCUUCCGACAGCAUAUGUUGCGAAAGAGCCAAGGAGUUGCCAACAAAGACACCGUAUCUUGGCGAGAGAUUGUGUGGGCCUAUCAUAGUAGCAGCCAAGACAUCCUCACAGAUCUUGUGUCUCGGCAGUUCAAUGCAAAACUCACAUGGAAGGCAGCUCGCGAAAGCGGUCUUUUCAUGUGGCUAUCAGACCCGGGAGCUGUGAAAGCCCAACUUGAAAUACUGGCUCGGUGUGAAUACACCAAGACAGAGGAGAGAAACCCAAUCGAUUGCACGCUCUAUUACAUCGCACUAAGGAAGAAGAACGUUCUCCAAGGCCUUUGGCGUAUCGCACACUGGAAUAAGGAACAGGCAGCUACUCAGCGUCUCCUCGGCAACGACUUUACUGAGCCACGCUGGAAGACAUCCGCCUUGAAAAAUGCCUAUGCUUUACUUGGGAAGCGACGAUUUGAGUACGCUGCAUCUUUCUUCCUCCUUGCCGACCAUCUUCGCGACGCUGCCAAUGUCAUAACCAACCAGAUGGGUGAUGUCCAACUUGCGAUCGCAAUUGCCCGAGCCUACGAGGGUGAUGCUGGUCCCGUUCUACGGGAGAUUUUAGAAGAAAAGCUUCUUCCCUUGGCGGCUUCCGAGGGCAAUCGUUGGAUGGCCUCCUGGGCUUUCUGGAUGCUAGGACGGCGGGAUAUGGCAGUGCGGGCGCUGAUUUCACCCGUUGAGUCCCUCUUAUCGCCGGGAACUCCUGCGACACCGGGAAGUCCCGGACAUGCAAAGCUACAGUCCAAAUCAUACCUUUCGAACGAUCCCGCAUUGGUGGUUUUAUACCACCAGCUUCGUGCAAAGACCCUCCAAACUCUCAAGGGUGCGUCUAAAGUACACCCAAGAGAAGAGUGGGAAUUCGUUUGCCGUAACGCCAGACUCUAUGACCGUAUGGGGUGUGAUCUCCUCGCUCUCGAUCUGGUUCGUCACUGGGAAUUCCUCGGCGGACUCCCGACCCAGGAUACCAUGAAGCCGGAUACAUCCCUUGAAAUGAAUGAUAACGGCGUGGAUUACCGGAAAUUACUCCGCCGCAGGAGUAGCCUCGUUGUUGCUGAUAUGCCGGUGCGAUUGGCCAGUGCAGUGCAACAGCCUGGGGCACCCGAGGCAGCUGCAGAGGAUCCAAAGGAGCAGCAGAAGCCAAAGCAGAAAGCGCCCACUAUGUUCCAUGAGCCAGAUGCCAAUUCCUUGCUGGACAGUUUUGGUUUCUAA
Molecule: messenger RNA, 4029 nt
Organism: Penicillium olsonii
Lineage: Eukaryota; Fungi; Ascomycota; Eurotiomycetes; Eurotiales; Aspergillaceae
Source: the annotation of a GenBank genome assembly